AUGGGAGGCUUAGUGGGAGAGGCAUUCAGAAAUGAACUUACAAGCUAAUAUCUGAUAAUGAAAAGAGAUCAAUUUGAGGAAUUCAAAGCAUCAUUCACAAGUGAUAAUGAUCCAAUUAAAAAUGAACCAAUCUAGCAUAUAAUGAGCAGGGAGAACUUUUGUAUACUUCCUCCAGGAGAAGAAAUAUUCAAGCUUGCUGCAAAAUCAGCGAUGUAAAAUAUUCGAGAUUCCUAGGAUAAUAGAUAAGAUAUACCUGAGUUACUAUUAUUGUCCCUAAAGUAUUAAGUCCUUGCUUAAGAAACCGCUUUUAUUGGAAUAAUGAAGCAGUUGGAAAAACAUAGCGGAGAGCUAAAGCAGGUAAAGAUUCCAACAAUUUCUGCCUCUACUCGACCUCAAUAGUCCAUACCUUCAAAUUAUGGUAUUUCUCAGCCAAUGCUUCGCUAAGGAGGUGGUAUGAAACGUUCUGCUAUUGGAAAUUAAACUAUAAUUAACACAAAUAGUUCUAUGAUGACUAAAUCAAAAACAAUGUUAAGGUCAACUGGUAUUUAAAUGGAGUCGAGAAAAUAUGAAAAAAAAGACACUAGAGGAUCAGGGAUGAUUCUUGGAAGUGCUGUGAUGAAAAAGUAAGCAAAUAUUUUGGAAGAUGAAGAAGAAUACUCUGAGGAUUUUAGAUAAAAAAUCAGCUCAGCUAGCUCAUAAAAUGAAUCAAUUUCAAAAUAAUCCUCUUUUUCAAGGCCAACGACUGCAGUAUCUAAGGGCAAGAAAGGUUCAACUGUUUAGAAUUAAUCCUAAGUUCAUUAAAAAGCCUCAAGACCUCAAUCAUCAGUCAUUAAAACAUAAUAAGAAUCAUCAACUUUAAAUAGUUUGAUAAAUGAUUAGUCAUCGGUGGGAAAUUGGAAUACAACAGAUCUUAUUUUUAGCUACUUUGAAGAGAAUAAGAUAAGUGAAGAUUUUGAAAGAGAUAUUAAGUUGAUGUUAAAAGAUAAAAACCUUUAUCUGCAAGUGCUUUUGACCAUUUUGGCAUUGUUUAUUUUGAGAGAGAAAUAUGAUGACUAGGAGGAUGAAUGGAUUAUGAUUGCGAAGAAAGCUAAGACAUAUUUAAGAGAGUAAGGAAUUGAAAAGGUAGAUCAAUUCUACAAGAAAAUAAAUAUCUCUAUCAGAGAGUGA
Molecule: messenger RNA, 1167 nt
Organism: Stylonychia lemnae
Lineage: Eukaryota; Ciliophora; Spirotrichea; Sporadotrichida; Oxytrichidae
Source: the annotation of a GenBank genome assembly